Molecule: messenger RNA, 4045 nt
Organism: Exophiala xenobiotica
Lineage: Eukaryota; Fungi; Ascomycota; Eurotiomycetes; Chaetothyriales; Herpotrichiellaceae
Exons: 3
Coding region: 148-2850 (900 amino acids)
Biological process (GO): regulation of DNA-templated transcription
Molecular function (GO): DNA-binding transcription factor activity, RNA polymerase II-specific; zinc ion binding
Source: RefSeq, a predicted model, not a curated record
AUUUCUUCGUUCUAUUCGUUGCCCUUCUCCUUCACCGCUUCCUGAUAUUGUGACCUCAGAUUACGUGCACACCACCAGUACGGCCGGCAUCGAGUCUAGCAUGAUUGAUCGCCAUCAAGAUAUCAUUUGAUUGGUAAUCCUUUCGACAUGCCUGUAUCAACGUCAACAAUGAAGGAACAGGAUUCGCAACCGGCUAGGAGUCGAAUUACCGAUGGCAGAGCCGGACUCAAGCAAAUGCGAAAGGGAACCAAAUCGUGUCUGGAAUGUCGCCGCCGCAAGAUCAAGUGUAACUAUCCACCGCAGUCGGCAGAUGGAUCUUCUUCAUCAACAAAUUCUGGCACGGGCACAACGUCUCUAGCCCUUGAUGCGAGACCUAAAUGUGUCGAGUGUAACACUCAUGACAGACAAUGCAAAAUUCAAGGCAUCGUAGCACUGGAUCCCGAGCCACCCACCAGUCUGGAUUCGACUUCCAAGGAGAAACAGGGGCGCCUCAUCUCUGCGCGAAUCUACAAGCGUCGAAGAGAGGUCAUGGAUCCCGAGUCUGAAGAAGGACAACCUCAUUCUGCAAGUCGCCACGGUUCUCGCAUGAAUAUCCAUGUCAACAGAAUGAACUCUAUGGUCGAGAGGCUCGCCCGAGAACGAGAUGGGCCCUGGCAACCAAGUUCGACCCUGGGUUUGUUCACAGACGUUGCAGAUUCCGCUUCGAGUCAUAUGAACGCCUCUCUUCACACGAAACAAGGCCAUGCUCCUGUGUCGGGUUCUUCGUUAUCGGAAACUCCCGGCCCACGAUCAUCCAUGGCUGGUUCGGAGCCAUGCGGCAAGCCGUCGUCAAUGAUUCCAGGGGAAGAUCAUGCUAGGAAAACGAGUCCUUUGCUGACUCAACUUUUCAACAAUGAGAUGCUCACUCAAAGAUCCGUAUCUCCUGCCAUCCUUACGGAGAAAGUCCAGGUCUUGACCUUUUCUGAUUCGAGCUCCAACGUCGACGCUGCCACAGAUGUAGAGAAAUUGCACUCCACCAUCGACUCAGAACCAUAUCUCCUAAAAGCACUUGACCUCGCGACGCAUUGGUGGGUCGCCUGGCGCGAUCAAACUUAUGCCCUGCACGAGGUAUUCUUGAAAACUCGGACCCCUCCAGCGUCAGCGGAUUCGUCUUCAGAGAUCGGCACAAAUUCCAGUAGCGGAAGCCCUGGCGGCAACGAAACUUGGCCGCAUCAAGAGAUCAAGCCUGUCUCCCUGCGCGAUUUUGUCCGUACCAAAUUGUCGGAAGACGAUGCUGUGUCGGUUGCUACAGGCUUGCUCUGCAUUGCAAUGUCACUGCGAGACUUGCGCCCAAAUGUCGACGACAUCGAGCUAAAUAUUUCCACAACUCCUGCCGAACUGGCGGACCGCAUCAUACUUGCUGUUGACACGGUCCUCUUGUCUCCGUCAUCGAAUCCUGCAUACAUGAAGAAUCCGGGCAUGUUGCUGCUGUAUAUGAUGCGGGCCAAAAUAUAUGCAGAGGGAAAUCAGCUGCGAAAGUCCUGGUUAUCAGUUCGCAAAGCAAUCGAAGUGGCAAGAGAAAGUGGAUUUGCCGACGCCUUGCCGUUCCAAGAAGAUGGAGUAAUACCUGUCAUGAACGAAGUCGAAGUCUCGAAUAUUCUACACCGCCAGCGAUGGAUUGGCUCACUCCUUGAGCUGGACCGGCUGAUGAGCAUGGUCCUUGGCUUCCCACAUGCCCAAGAUGACAAAUUCUCGGAUCGUUUGGCGUUAAAUGUACUCCGGGGCCAAGGGCUUGCGUCGACGAAUGGAGACCAAGCCGUAUCUCUCGAGCUCAGAAUGCGUGCUUUCAGGCGUGUCGUCGCUGUCAUCGCGGGUCGCGUAAAUGACCGUAACGCAAGCGCCGAACCUGAGGAUGUCAUGCUCCACACGACCAUGUGCAUUCAAGCAUCGUUGGAUGAGGUAGCUGCCGCAAUGCCAACAAGUUGGUGGAACGUCACCUCGCACUUGGCUAACCCAGAUCCGUACGUGACAUACCAGCAUCUCAUGGCGCAAAUGUGGUUCUGGCAGGUACAAUCCUUCCUACAUUUGCCAUAUAUGAUGAAACCCAGCCCUCAUGGCCGACCUCGAUCUUUUGGCGAUGAUGAAGAAGCAAUUUCCGACACUGCAAUCGAUCCAUACGAGACAAACAGAUAUCUUUGCCUGCAAGGCUGCCGAGGAAUGCUUCGAAUCUUUCAUCUGCUUCGCUUUGACCCUUCAUUGGCUGUGUACAUCUGUCCCUGUGAGGAUUUUCAGGGAGUUUUCAGCGCUUGCAUACUCAUGGUCGGAUUACUCGUUCGCUUGUCGUUCUGUCCGCACGCCCAUGCCCCACCACCAGUUGCCGCCGACAAGCUUGCGGAAGACCUUGACCUCAUCGAGCAGGUCAAGGACAUCUUCCGCUACAGGGCAACGCACCUGGGCGGCGGUAUCAGUAAACAGGGAGUGAAAGUCCUGGACGAGUUAGGCGGGUUUCUGGAAGAUUAUAGUGCUGGCGUCGAGCCCAAGAAGAGAACUGUGGUCCUGCCGUAUUUUGGCGCGAUUUAUCUCGAGUUGAGGCCGCCGCAGUAUCUACGGGAACGAGCUCACGAGUUCGGCUUGGAGGUGCUGAAGCCCGACUUUCCUGUCAAUGGCGACUUUAACUUCCAAUCCUCUGACCUCCAAGAAACCACGGUGGUGUCGGAGUCGCAGAGUUUCGACGAUACGAGUUUCCAGUUUUCAUUACCAGACGCAAAUGUGGAUUGGGAUCAGUUUUUGUUCGGAGAAGAAUUGGAUCGAAAUUGGGACCUUGUUCUCCCCGAGUGGCCUCAAGACAAUGAUAAUUUCGAUGUAGGCUGAGCAUGCGGAUCAUUGGGAUACGAUGAUAUAACAAUCCAGGCAUAUGCAUAUUCCGCGAAUGCCAAGAAACCACUCCACGCUCUAUGGUACAGAACAGACUCUCGGGGAGAGGUAUACCAAUUUCUCUUGCCUGCAGGAUGACGACGUCGGCCAAAAUCUCAAUUUAUCCGGCCUUUGAAUCCACUCGACUGUCUCAACCACUUUUCGAAAUCUUGCAUCUGGGGAUAUUUGUUCCUGAAUUCUUUGGGAUCAGCUCCAAAGCCAACUUCUCGGAACCAAUUGAACAUGACACCCAACUGCUCGUGCAAGAGGAACUUGAUCAAGCGGCCGACAAGUGGAUAGGUUGUGGGCAUGUCGGUUCUGACCACUUGCUUGAAGAUUUCGUUUGCUUCCUGGAACGUCAGUUCGUCGGUCGCGAGAGAUAAAGAGCGCCCGGUGUAGAUUUCCGGGUUCUUGAAAAUGUCUGCUGCGAGAAUCCCGAUGUCUGUGGAAGAGACUAGCUGCAGCUUGCUGUUCGGCUCGUUGAGUUUCCACAUACUUGCGAACGCCCUACCAAGGAAAUCAGGGGUCAGGUUCUCCAUGAAUGCGACAGGUCGUAUGAUUGUCCAUUUCAUUUUGUCACCCGAUUCCUUGCAUACUGCUUUGAGAUGGUUUUCAAUGUUGAAUUUCGAGGCAAAGUGCUUGAUUGCUGUCGGGUCGCGGUCUGACCGUUCGAUGCCGCCCCGGUCAGCAGAAGUAUAUACGAAAUGGCGAACACCAUGGAAGGCUGCUGCAUCGGCAAGGGCUUUUCCCUGUUCCUCUUCGACUUGGGGUCGAAGGGGCACCUGGACGCUGAAGACUCCGUGGAAGGGUUCUGGGGAAGAUUUGAAUAUCGCGUCGCAAUCGUUCAGGUCGCCCUGUAGAAUGCUAACGUUGGGCUUCUUCGCCAGAGCUUGAGCGCUCACGCUGUUCUUGUUGCGAGUCAAUGCGACAAGGUGGAACGGUGGACUUGGGGGAGAGUUGAGCAAGGCUGAGAGGAGGGCCCCUCCUUGCUUGCCGGUCGCCCCUGUGAUGAGGACACGUUUGAGAGGCAUUACUUCAAUGAUGGGAGGUUCUGAGACAAGGAAGAAAGACGUGGAGAUGCGUAUGGGUCGACUAAGGAGAUCAAAGUAAAUGAUUGUCUACUUAUCUACCGCUCAUCUGAUGUAGACCUGCC